AACUAGGCCACCAAGAUAUCUAAUGUGUGGCGUUGCAUUGGUAUUUAAUAGGCUUGACUAUCGUCAUCUCAGACAGCCCGACGGCAGCCAGUGUUGUUCCAGACAUGACGAGACACUUCCUUUCUGUAAUUAUUCUCCUGGGGCCUGCCAUGUGUGGUCCAGUAGAUCAGAAGGCUACGCGGGAGACGAGGAACCUAUUCAACAACAUGAAAGAUCUUGCUCGAAACUCCUCUAAAGUGAUGUUUGGUCACCAUGAAGACACGUGGCUUGGCGCACAGGGUGGUCAUCCGCCGUAUUUGGUGCAGACUCUCACUCAUGACGGAAACAUACAGGCCUACAUAUUUUGGGCACAACAAGUCAGAGAUGGGGAUCCGGAUGAACUCUCCGAUACAAAAGGAGUUACUGGACAGUAUCCUGCAGUAUCUGGUUUUGACUUUGCUCAGUUCACUGAUGAACAUAUUAUCACCCUUACCUAUUUGGCAAAGCUUGCUUAUGCUCGGGGGCAAAUAGUCACGAUAUCGCAGCAUCUCAACAACCCCGUGACUGGGGGUUCCCCUUGGGUCAGCAAGGAUAAUGGAGACGUUCUUCACACCGUCAGACGGAUCCUUCCAGGUGGGGACAAGAACCACAUCUAUAAAGAGAAUCUGGACAAGAUUGCCGACUGGGCUCUCAACUUCACUGACUCAAGCGGCAAACCAAUUCCUUUUGUUUUCCGCAUCCUUCAUGAGCUAAAUGGUGGAUGGUUUUGGUGGGGACUUUCAAAAGAGACCCAGAAUACUGCGAAUGAUUUAAUUAAUCUGUACAGAUACAUCGUUACCUACUUAAGAGACGUAAGAGGCGUCCAUAACAUUCUUUACUGCGUCAGCCCAGAUAAAUUCAAGACAAAAGAUGACUACUUGAAAGUGUAUCCAGGGAUGACUUUGUUGAUGUGCUCGGCACCGAUUACUACUUCGUCAACGAGAAUCAACCUCCUGUAUCAGAUCUGAAGAGAACCUUGGACGAACUGGUGGUGAUUGCUGAAACCAGAGAUAAAAUCCCUGCAUUGACGGAGACGGGAAUCUUCAACAAUGGUAUCGAUCGUGUACAUAACUUCUGGAAUGACCACGUACUGGACAUUCUGAAGACCGACUCUAAAGCUGCAAGAAUUGCUUAUAUUCUUACCUGGACUAACCAUUGUUAUGGUAACCACAAGUGCGAGCUCUGGAUGCCUUAUAAAGGUCACCCUGCAGAGUCGGACUUUAGAAAGAACUUCUUCAAUGAUCCGAUGACUUAUUUUGCUGAUCGAAUUGGUGGAAUGUACAACUGAAAGAAAUCAUCAAAAUAAAGUUAUGUAUUUAUAUAUCAA
This is a messenger RNA of Haliotis rubra (blacklip abalone), 1345 nucleotides long. RefSeq names its product mannan endo-1,4-beta-mannosidase-like. Bases 105 to 986 code for a protein of 293 amino acids. Gene Ontology annotation, biological process: substituted mannan metabolic process. Gene Ontology annotation, molecular function: mannan endo-1,4-beta-mannosidase activity. The transcript has 3 exons. The record is from RefSeq and is a predicted model, not a curated record. Lineage: Eukaryota; Metazoa; Mollusca; Gastropoda; Lepetellida; Haliotidae.